Chaetomium fimeti is the source of this 1993-nucleotide messenger RNA. RefSeq lists its product as uncharacterized. The record is from RefSeq and is a predicted model, not a curated record. The coding region runs from base 235 to 1662 and encodes 475 amino acids. NCBI's taxonomy places the organism in Eukaryota, Fungi, Ascomycota, Sordariomycetes, Sordariales, Chaetomiaceae. The transcript has a single exon. Gene Ontology annotation, molecular function: zinc ion binding.
CCUGCCUUCCAUCACGUUUCCGCCAUUGCUGAUUCCGAAGCAAUCCAUACCACUUCGUGACUGCCUUUCCAUCAUUGCCUCUUUCUCUUGGUCGGCUUGCCUGCUGCUUCCGACUAGGUUACGGAUGCCCGUUGAUUGAUUUAACUGUCGCCCGAUUGAUCCUGCGCGUUCGCGCUUUCUUCCCGACGUUUCGGACGUGGUCGUGGUGGCCCCGCUCCGAUCCGAUUAUCAGCCAUGCCACCUCCAAACACCCCAGAGGAAGGCCUGGCAACAACAGCUUUACGACCCUCAGAUGAGGACAACUUUCGAGUAUCCUCUCCAAGCAGCGCCAUGGCUCAUGCGUCACAAACAACCUGUUCUUCAAAACUCGACUACCAGAACAUCGAGUACAUCGACCCGGUUGACGAAACUCUGCUUUGUCCAGUGUGCAAAACAGCGUUUCACUCGCCGAUUACCACCCCAUGCGGCCACACGUUUUGUGCAGGGUGCAUCAACCGGGCACUAGAGACACAGUCGACGUGCCCAAUCGACCGCCUCCCGGUCGACAAGACCCGGGAUUACGUACGACUGCCCUUGAUCAUCAAGGACCAGCUAGAUCGCCUUCAAGUCAAAUGCCCCAACAGGGGCUGCGACUACCAGUGCUCCCGUGAGCACAUAGAGGGCCAUUACGAGCGUCGUUGCGAGCACACCCCGGUCCAGUGCCCCGACCCGACCUGCUCUCAGCGCGUCCCACGACGGGACGCGGCCCCGGAGAAUGGAUGCAUGCACCAGGAGGUCACGUGCGAGUUUUGCGAAGAAAGGGUAACCUUCGUGGAGAUCAUCUCGCACCAGACCUACGACUGCAGAGGUGCCAUAGUCAAUUGUCCGGACUGCAAGGAACACCUGUCACGCCACUGCCUCGCCAAACACCAGGCACAAGAUUGUCCCGAGAGCAAUACCCAAUGCAAGUGGCACUCUGCAGGUUGCAAGGUGGCAGACAAGCGCCGAGUCGUUCAGGAACAUGAACAGAGCGGGUGCCCCUCUGAGGUUGUGGGCCGUUUGAUGCAGAAGCAGGACGAAGACCGCAAGAUCAUUGACGAGCUUGCGGGGCGGUUAACCAAGUUUGAACUUGCCCAGAGCAAGAAACGCGAGCGGCACACCCAGCGGACCCGAGUUGGUGGAUCGAACGUGGCAAACACCUCCCGCAGCGCCACAGGUGCCAACGUUCCCGGCAUCACGCUCAACAACAAUGCGCCACCGCUAUUCCCGGACUCGACGGACGACGGCGCAGAGGGGGGCUCGCCCGAGGAUUACCUACUCGCGCAAUUCGAGCGGCUAGAGGCGCAGGUGGAGCUCCUCCGGAAGCAGUCUCUGGAGAUGGACGCGCGCCAGUCACACAUCAUCUUGCAGCACGCAACCCAUUUUAGCGAACACCUCACCGAGAUUGGAAACAAGGUUGGAAUCGUCAACAUGCACAUGUCCUGGCUCAUGAGCCUGCAACGCCAGAACGUACAACAACGCGCUGGGUCGACUGCCGGGCCCUCUAACACUGGGAUGUCUCACGGAAACGUCACGAGUGGGGGGGGUAGGCCGCCACCCCCUCGUGAAACUAGCGGUUGGGUGUAUUCGGAGGAGAGUCCGCGGAAUAGUGAGGGGAGGUCGGAGCCUCUACACCGACUUUGAAGUCAUGGAUCAUGGUGUGGAUGAGCAUCGUUGGUUUUUCUCUGUGUCUUGUCUGGGGUAUUCGGUUGUUUUGGAGUUGGCCGGAGGACGGUUGUUGAAGUGAUGAAUACCCUAAGGAGUUCGGCGUCGAUCUACUGUCAUCGCAAAAGGGCUAACGGCGUUACUUGGAAAUGGGGGAAGGGGGGGUGUUCAAGUGGACUGGGCUGGUAUGUCCGCGUCACAUAUUGUGAUAUUACUACACUAGAUGUACCACACGGUGCCUACUAUCGAUUCGGAUUAUUCAACAGGACACUCGAUAUGGAUAGUUAGUUUUAUUUACUUUUGCAAAACA